UUUUUUGGAGGGGAGGGUGGCCACUCCGACCUGGAUUUACCGUUCUUGGCCACCCUAGGCCCCCCCGUGCGGGGGGCGGCUGUGAUCGCUCUGGCGGUUGGAGGUCGGGGAGCGGCCCGGGCUCUGGCCAUGUUCUCGGAUGAGGAUUUCUGGAUCGCCCUGUGAAGAGGUCUCCCCGAGAGGGCCCUGCCCAGUCGGAGAGAGGGAUGGAUAGCCAGAAGCCGCCUGGUGAGGAUAAAGAUUCAGAACCGGCAGCUGAUGGACAUGCAGCCUCUGAGGAGUCAGGCGCCACUGAGGCAGACCUUCCCAACCCACAUGUGGUGGAGGUAUCUGUGCCCACUUCUGGGGGUCUCAGGCCUCAGGAACCUCCCCAGGACCGCAGUGGGGGUCCACUGCGGCGUUGUGCUCUCUGUAACUGCGGGGAGCCCAGUCUGCAUGGGCAGCGGGAGCUACGGCGCUUUGAGUUGCCAUUUGACUGGCCCCGGUGUCCAGUGGUGUCUCCUGGGGGGAGCUCAGGGCACAAUGAGACAGCACUGCCCAGUGAGGACCUAUCACAGAUUGGUUUCCCUGAGGGCCUGACACCUGCCCACCUAGGAGAACCUGGAGGGUCCUGCUGGGCUCACCAUUGGUGUGCUGUGUGGUCGGCCGGUGUAUGGGGGAAGGGGGGCCCAGAACUAUGUGGUGUGGACAAGGCCAUCUUCUCAGGGAUCUCACAGCACUGCUCCCACUGCACCAGGCUUGGUGCCUCCAUCCCUUGUCGCUCACCUGGAUGUCCACGGCUUUACCACUUCCCCUGUGCGACGGCCAGCGGUUCCUUCUUAUCCAUGAAAACACUGCAGCUGCUAUGCCCGGAGCACAGUGAGGGUGCCGCGCAUCUGGAGGAGGCUCGUUGUGCAGUGUGUGAGGGACCGGGGGAACUGUGUGACCUGUUCUUCUGUACCAGUUGUGGGCAUCACUAUCAUGGGGCCUGCCUGGACACUGCUCUGACUGCCCGCAAGCGUGCUGGCUGGCAGUGCCCUGAAUGCAAAGUGUGCCAAGCCUGCAGGAAACCUGGGAAUGAUUCUAAGAUGUUGGUCUGUGAGACGUGUGACAAAGGAUACCACACCUUCUGCCUAAAACCACCUAUGGAAGAACUGCCUGCUCACUCUUGGAAGUGCAAGGCAUGCCGGGUAUGCCGGUCCUGUGGGGCAGGCUCAGCAGAGCUGAAUCCCAACUCUGAGUGGUUCGAGAACUACUCACUCUGUUACCGCUGUCACAAAACCCAGGGAGGACAGCCUAUCAGUUCUGAUGCUGAGCAGCGUUCUGCUGUCUGUAGUAGAUUCUCACCCCCAGAGCCUGGCGAUACCCCCACUGAUGAGCCCGAUGCUCUGUACGUUGCAUGCCAAGGGCAGCCAAAGGGUGGGCACGUGACCUCUAUGCAACCCAAGGAACCGGGGCCCCUGCAAUGUGAAGCCAAACCACUAGGGAGAGCAGGGGCCCAACUUGAGCCACAGUUGGAGGUCCCCCUAAAUGAGGAGAUGCCACUGCUGCCCCCACCUGAGGAGUCGCCCCUGUCCCCACCACCUGAGGAAUCACCCUCAUCCCCGCCGCCUGAGGCAUCUCGUCUAUCCCCGCCGCCGGAGGAAUCGCCCCUCUCUCCACCGCCUGAGGAGUCUCCUCUGUCUCCCCCGCCUGAAUCAUCACCUUUUUCUCCACUGGAAGAGUCACCCUUUUCUCCACCAGGGGAGUCACCCCCACCUCCUCCACUUGAGACACCCCUGUCCCCACCACCUGAAGCAUCACCCCUGAACCCACCAUUUGAGGAGUCUCCCCUGUCCCCACCACCCGAGGAAUUACCCACUUCUCCACCACCUGAAGCAUCUCGCCUGUCUCCUCCACCUGAGGAGUCACCCAUGUCUCCUCCACCUGAGGAGUCACCCAUGUCUCCUCCACCUGAGGCAUCGCGGAUGUUCCCACCAUUUGAAGAAUCACCCCUGUCCCCCCCACCAGAGGAGUCUCCCCUCUCCCCCCCACCUGAGGCUUCACGCCUUUCCCCACCACCUGAGGAGUCACCCAUGUCCCCCCCACCUGAGGAUUCACCCAUGUCCCCCCCACCUGAGGUAUCAUGCCUAUCUCUCCUGCCUGAAGUGUCACGCCUGUCCCCUCCGCCUGAGGAGUCUCCCCUGUCUCCACCACCUGAGGAGUCUCCCACAUCCCCACCACCUGAGGCGUCACGUGUAUCCCCACCACCUGAGGAUUCACCCACGUCCCCCCCACCUGAAGGCUCCCCUGCGUCUCCGCCUCCGGAGGACUUGCUCAAGUCCCUACCACCGGAGGAGUCACCCCUGUCGCCAUUGCCUGAGGAGCUGCAAUUCUGCCCCCGACUUGAACCGCGCCUGUCCCCCAAGCCUGAGGAGCCUCGCCUGUCCCCCAAGCCUGAGGAGCCUCGCCUGUCCCCCAAACCUGAGGAGCCGCGCCUGUCCCCCCAUCCUGAGGAGCCGCGCCUGUCCCCCAAACCUGAGGAGCCUCGCCUUUCCCUCCAGCCUGAGGAGCCUCGCCUGUCCCCCAAACCUGAGGAGCCUCGCCUUUCCCCCCAUCCUGAGGAGCCGCGCCUGUCCCCCAAACCUGAGGAGCUGCGCCUAUCCCCCAAAUCUGAGGAGCUGAGUCUGUCCCCCAAACCUGAGGAGCUAAGUCUGUCCCCCAAACCUGAGGAGCUGAAUCUGUCCCCCAAACCUGAGGAGCUGAGUCUGUCCCCCAAACCCGAGGAGCCGCACCUGUCCCCCCAUCCUGAGGAGCCGCACCUGUCCCCCCAUCCUGAGGAGCCGCACCUGACCCCCAAACCUGAGGAGCUGCACCUGUCCCCCAAGCCUGAGGAGCCUCGCCUGUCCCCCCAGCCUGAGCAGCCUCGCCUGUCCCCCCAGCCUGAGGAGCUGCACCUGUCCCCCAAGCCUGAGGAGCCUCGCCUGUCCCCCCAGCCUGAGCAGCCAUGCCUGUCCCCCCAGCCUGAGGAGCCGCGCCUGUCCCCCCAGCCUGAGCAGCCGCGCCUGUCCCCGCAGCCUGAGCAGCUGUGCCUGUCCCCUCGCCCUGAGGAGCUGCGCCUGUCCCCCCAGCCUGAGGAGCUGCGCCUGUCCCCCAAACCUGAGGAGCCUCGCCUGUCCCCUUGCCCUGAGGUGCCGCGCCUGUCCACUCGGCCUGAGAACCCAUACCUGUUGCUUGCAGCCGAGGAACUGCGUCUGCCCCCCCAGCCUGAGGAGCUGUGCCUAACACUUGGACCUGAGGAGCUGCACCUAUCCCACCAUUCGGAAGAACCACGCCUGUCCUCCCAGCCUGAGGAGCCACACCUGUUCCCCCCGCCUGAGGAGCCACAGCCAUCUCCUGCGCCUGAGGAGUUGCGCCUGUCCCCUCGACCUGAGGAGCCUCAUCUGUCCCCCCGGCCUGAGGAGCCGCAUCUGUCCCCCCGGCCUGAGGAGCUACACCUGUCUCCCCACCCUAAGGAACCAUGCCUGUCCCCUCAAACUGAAGAGCCCCUUAGGGAGCCAGGCCUAUGCUCUGCACCUGAGGGAUUGCCCUUAUCCCCCUUGCUUGGAGAGCCGGCUCUGUCUGCGCCUGGGGAGCCACCUCUGACCCCUCUGCCUGAAGAGCUGCCGUUGUCCCCAUCUAGGGAGCCAUCCUUGUCACCUCAGCUGAUGCCACCAGAUCCACUUCCUCCUCCGCUCUCACCCAUUAUCACAGCUGUGGCCCCACCAGCUCUCUCUCCUUUGGGGGUGUUAGAGUACCCCUUUGGUGCCAAAGGGGACAGUGACCCUGAGUCACCAUUGGCUGCCCCCAUCCUAGAGACACCCAUUAGCCCUCCACCGGAAGCUAACUGCACUGACCCCGAGCCUGUGCCCCCUAUGAUCCUUCCCCCAUCUCCAGGCUCCCCAAUGGGACUGGCCUCUCCCAUCCUGAUGGAAUCCCUUCCCUCUCAGUGUUCUCCACUCCUCCAGCACCCCCUACCUCCCCCAAACUCCCCUCCUUCCCAGUGCUCUCCUCCUGCUCUGCCACUGUCCAUUCCCUCCCCACUGAGUCCCAUAGAGAAGGCAAUGGAGGUCUCACAUGAGGCUGAGCCGCCUGAGAUGGAGAUUGAAAAAGCCCCAGAACCUGAAUGCCCAGCCUUGGAGCCUAGCCCUACUAGUCCUCUCCCUUCCCCCAUGGGAAACCUUUCCUGUCCUGCACCCAGCCCUGCCCCACCCCUGGAAGACUUCUCUGGCCUGGGGGAAGACACAGCCCCUCUGGAGGGGACUGACACUCCUGAUUCCCAGCCAGAGGCUGGACAGACCCCUGGCAGUUUGGCUAGUGAACUUAAGGGUUCCCCUGUGCUCCUGGACCCCGAGGAGCUGGCCCCUGUGACCCCUAUGGAGGUCUAUGGCCCAGAGUGCAAGCAGACAGGGCAGGGCUCGCCCUGUGAAGAGCAAGAGGAGCCACAUGCACCAGUGGCCCCUACCCCACCUGUUCUCAUCAAAUCCGACAUCGUUAAUGAGAUCUCCAAUCUGAGCCAGGGCGAUGCCAGUGCCAGUUUUCCUGGCUCAGAGCCUCUGCUGGGCUCUCCUGACCCCGAGGGGGGCGGCUCCUUGUCUAUGGAGUUGGGGGUAUCUACAGAUGUUAGUCCAGCUCGAGAUGAAGGCUCCCUUCGGCUCUGUACUGACUCUCUGCCAGAGACUGAUGACUCGCUACUGUGUGAUAAUGGGACAGCUGUCAGCGGAGGCAAAGCUGAAGGGGACAAGGCGAAGCGGCGCAGCUCCCCAGCUCGUUCCCGCAUCAAACAGGGUCGCAGCAGUAGUUUCCCAGGAAGGCGCCGGCCACGUGGAGGAGCACAUGGAGGCCGAGGGAGAGGACGGGCCCGGCUAAAAUCAACCACUUCUUCCAUCGAGACUCUGGUUGCUGAUAUCGAUAGCUCUCCCAGCAAGGAGGAAGAAGAUGAUGAUGACGACACCAUGCAAAAUACUGUGGUUCUUUUCUCCAAUACAGACAAGUUUGUCCUAAUGCAGGACAUGUGUGUAGUAUGUGGCAGCUUUGGCCGGGGAGCAGAGGGCCACCUCCUUGCCUGCUCUCAGUGUUCGCAGUGCUAUCACCCAUACUGUGUCAACAGCAAGAUCACCAAGGUGAUGCUGUUAAAGGGCUGGCGUUGUGUGGAGUGCAUCGUGUGUGAGGUAUGCGGCCAGGCUUCAGACCCCUCACGCCUGCUGCUCUGUGAUGACUGUGACAUUAGCUACCACACCUACUGCCUGGACCCCCCACUGCUCACCGUGCCCAAAGGCGGCUGGAAGUGCAAGUGGUGUGUGUCUUGUAUGCAGUGUGGGGCCGCCUCCCCUGGCUUCCACUGUGAAUGGCAGAACAGUUAUACACACUGCGGGCCCUGUGCCAGCCUGGUGACCUGCCCUAUCUGUCAUGCCCCAUAUGUGGAAGAGGACCUUCUGAUCCAGUGCCGCCAUUGUGAACGGUGGAUGCAUGCCGGCUGCGAGAGCCUCUUCACAGAGGAUGAUGUGGAGCAGGCAGCGGAUGAGGGCUUUGACUGUGUCUCCUGCCAGCCUUACAUAAUUAAGCCUGCUGCACCUGUUGCGCCUCCAGAGUUGGUGUCUAUGAAGGUGAAAGAGCCAGAGCCCCAGUACUUUCGCUUCGAGGGUGUGUGGCUGACAGAAACUGGCAUGGCUGUGCUGCGUAACCUUACCAUGUCACCCCUACACAAGCGGCGCCAGCGGCGAGGACGACUUGGCCUCCCAGGUGAGGCUGGGCUGGAAGGUUCCGAGCCCUCAGAUGCCCUUGGCCCUGAUGACAAGAAGGAUGGGGACCUAGACACCGAAGAGCUGCUCAAGGGUGAAGGUGGUGUGGAGCACAUGGAGUGUGAAAUUAAACUGGAGGGCCCCAUCAGCCCUGACAUAGAGCCUGGCAAGGAGGAGACUGAGGAGAGCAAAAAACGCAAACGCAAACCCUAUCGUCCUGGCAUUGGUGGUUUCAUGGUGCGACAGCGGAAAUCCCACACACGUGUGAAAAAGGGGCCUGCUGCACAGGCGGAGGUGUUGAGUGGGGAUGGGCAGCCCGACGAGGUGAUGCCUGCUGACCUGCCUGCAGAGGGCUCUGUGGAACAGAGCCCAGCAGAUGCAGAAGAAAAGAAGAAGCAGCAGCGGCGAGGGCGUAAGAAGAGCAAACUAGAGGACAUGUUUCCUGCUUACCUGCAGGAGGCCUUCUUUGGGAAGGAGCUGUUGGACUUGAGCCGGAAGGCCCUUUUUGCAGUUGGGGUGGGCCGGCCAAGCUUUGCACUAGGAACCCCAAAAGCCAAGGGGGACGGAAGCUCAGAUAGGAAGGAGCUCCCCACCUUACAGAAAGGAGAUGAUGGUACAGAGGUUGCAGAUGAAGAAUCCCGUGGUGCUGAGGGCAAGGCUGAUACACCAGGACCUGAGGAUGGGGGCGUAAAAGCAUCCCCAGUGCCCAGUGACCCCGAGAAGCCAGGAACCCCGGGAGAAGGGAUGCUUAGCUCUGACUUAGACAGGAUUCCUACAGAAGAACUGCCCAAGAUAGAAUCCAAGGACCUGCAGCAGCUCUUCAAGGACGUUCUGGGUUCUGAGCGAGAGCAGCAUCUGGGUUGUGGAACCCCUGGCCUAGAUGGCAGCCGAACGCCGCUGCAGAGGCCCUUUCUUCAAGGUGGACUCCCUUUGGGCAAUCUCCCCUCCAGCAGCCCAAUGGACUCCUAUCCUGGCCUCUGCCAAUCCCCAUUCUUGGAUUCUAGGGAGCGCGGGGGCUUCUUUAGCCCGGAACCAGGUGAACCAGACAGUCCCUGGACAGGCUCAGGGGGCACCACGCCCUCCACCCCCACCACCCCCACCACGGAGGGUGAGGGCGACGGGCUUUCCUAUAACCAGCGGAGUCUUCAGCGCUGGGAGAAGGAUGAGGAGUUGGGCCAACUCUCCACUAUCUCGCCUGUGCUGUAUGCCAACAUUAACUUUCCCAAUCUCAAGCAAGAUUACCCAGACUGGUCUAGCCGUUGCAAACAAAUCAUGAAGCUCUGGAGAAAAGUUCCAGCCGCUGAUAAAGCCCCCUAUCUGCAAAAGGCCAAAGAUAACCGGGCGGCUCACCGCAUCAACAAGGUGCAAAAGCAGGCUGAGAGCCAGAUCAACAAGCAGACCAAGGUGGGCGACAUGGCCCGUAAGACUGACCGACCGGCCCUACAUCUCCGCAUUCCCCCCCAGCCAGGGGCACUGGGCAGUCCGCCCCCCGCUGCGGCCCCCACCAUUUUCAUUGGCAGCCCCACCACCGCCGCCGGCUUGUCUACCUCUGCGGACGGGUUCCUGAAGCCGCCGGCGGGCACGGUGCCUGGCCCCGACUCGCCCGGUGAGCUCUUCCUCAAGCUCCCACCCCAGGUGCCCGCCCAAGUGCCUUCGCAGGACCCCUUUGGACUGGCCCCUGCUUACGCUCUGGAGCCCCGCUUCCCCACAGCACCAUCUACCUAUCCUCCCUAUCCUAGUCCGACUGGGGCUCCUGUGCAGCCCCCAACGCUGGGCACCUCAUCUCGUCCUGGGACUGGCCAGCCAGGGGAAUUCCACACUACCCCUCCUGGCACCCCCCGACACCAGCCCUCCACACCUGAUCCCUUCCUCAAACCCCGCUGCCCCUCAUUGGACAACCUGGCUGUGCCUGAGAGCCCAGGGGUAGGGAGUGGCAAGGCUUCCGAGCCCCUGCUGUCACCCCCGCCUUUUGGGGAGUCUCGGAAAGCUCUGGAGGUGAAGAAGGAAGAGCUUGGGGCAUCCUCUCCUAGCUAUGGGCCUCCAAACCUGGGCUUUGUUGACUCACCCUCAGGCCCCCACCUGGGCAGCCUGGAGUUAAAGGCACCUGAUGUCUUCAAAGCCCCCCUAACCCCUCGGGCAUCUCAGGUAGAGCCCCAGAGCCCGGGCUUGGGCCUAAGGCCCCAGGAGCCAUCCCCUGCCCAGGCUUUGGCCCCUUCUCCCCCCAGCCACUCAGAUAUCUUUCGCCCUGGCCCCUACCCUGACCCUUAUGCUCAGCCCCCAUUGACCCCUCGACCCCAGCCCCCAGCCCCUGAGAGCUGCUGUGCCCUACCCCCUCGAUCACUGCCUUCUGACCCUUUCUCCCGAGUGCCCGCUAGUCCCCAGUCCCAAUCCAGCUCCCAGUCCCCAUUGACACCCCGUCCUUUGUCUGCUGAGGCUUUUUGUCCAUCUCCUGUGACCCCUCGCUUCCAAUCCCCUGACCCUUAUUCCCGCCCACCCUCUCGCCCUCAGUCCCGUGACCCAUUUGCCCCAUUGCAUAAGCCACCCCGACCCCAGCCCCCUGAAGUUGCCUUUAAGUCUGGGCCUCUAGCCCACACUCCACUGGGGGCUGGGGGCUUUCCAGCAGCCCUGCCCUCAGGGCCAGCAGGUGAGCUCCAUGCCAAGGUCCCAAGUGGGCAGCCCCCAAAUUUCGCCCGAUCCCCUGGGACGGGUGCAUUUGUGGGCACGCCCUCUCCCAUGCGUUUCACUUUCCCACAGGCAGUAGGGGAACCCUCUUCCCUAAAGCCCCCUGUCCCUCAGCCUGGUCUCCCUCCACCCCAUGGGAUCAACAGCCAUUUUGGGCCUGGCCCUACUUUGGGCAAGCCUCAAAGCACAAACUACUCAGUAGCCACGGGGAACUUCCACCCAUCGGGUAGUCCUCUGGGACCCAGCAGCGGGUCCACAGGAGAGGGCUAUGGGCUGUCCCCGCUACGCCCCCAAUCGGUCCUACCACCACCUGCACCCGAUGGAUCCCUCCCCUACCCGCCCCAUGGAGCCUCACAGCGGGCUGGCAUCACCUCUCCAGUCGAUAAGCGAGAAGACCCAGGAGCUGGAAUGGCCGGCUCUUUGGCAGCACCUGAACUUCCAGGUACCCAGGACCCAGGUAUCUCCAGCCUCAGCCAGACAGAGCUGGAGAAGCAACGGCAGCGCCAGCGACUGCGAGAGCUGUUGAUUCGGCAACAGAUCCAGCGCAAUACCCUGCGGCAGGAGAAGGAAACAGCGGCGGCAGCUGCAGGAGCAGUGGGGCCUCCAGGGAGCUGGGGUGCUGAGCCCAGCAACCCUGCCUUUGAGCAGCUGAGUCGAGGCCAGACCCCCUUUGUUGGGACCCAGGAUAAGAGUAGCCUUGGGCUGCCCUCAAACAAGCUGGGUGGCCCCAUCCUAGGGCCAGGGGCUUUCCCAAGUGAUGACCGACUCUCCCGGCCACCUCCACCAGCCACCCCUUCCUCUAUGGAUGUGAAUAGCCGGCAACUGGUGGGAGGCUCCCAAGCCUUCUAUCAGCGAGCACCCUAUCCUGGGUCCCUGCCCUUACAGCAGCAACAGCAACACCAACACCUCUGGCAGCAGCAGCAGCAAGCAACAGCAGCAAACUCCAUGAGACUUGCCAUGUCUACUCGCUUUUCAUCAACUCCUGGGCCUGAACUUGGCCGCCAAAACCUAGGUUCCCCUAUGGCAGGACUUCCCACUCGCCUGCCUGGCCCUGGUGAGCCAGUGCCUGGUCCAGCUGGUCCUGCCCAGUUCAUUGAGUUGCGGCACAAUGUACAAAAAGGACUAGGACCUGGGGGGCCUCCAUUUCCUGGUCAGGGUCCCCCUCAGAGACCCCGUUUUUACCCUGUAAGUGAGGACUCCCACCGAUUGGCUCCUGAAGGGCUUCGUGGUCUAACGGUAUCAGGCCUUCCCCCACAGAAACCCUCAGCCCCGCUGGCCCCUGAACUGAACAACAGCCUCCAUCCAGCACCCAACACCAAGGGUCCCACCCUGACCCCUGGCUUGGAGCUGGUCAGCCGGCCCCCGUCGAGCACUGAGCUUGGCCGCCCCCCUCCUCUGGCCUUGGAAGCUGGGAAAUUACCCUGUGAAGACCCUGAGCUGGAUGAUGACUUUGAUGCCCACAAGGCCCUGGAGGAUGAUGAGGAACUUGCUCACUUGGGCCUGGGUGUGGAUGUGGCCAAGGGAGAUGAUGAGCUGGGCACCCUGGAAAACCUGGAGACCAACGAUCCCCACCUAGAUGAUCUGCUCAAUGGAGAUGAGUUUGACCUACUGGCCUAUACUGACCCUGAGUUGGACACUGGAGACAAGAAGGACAUCUUCAAUGAGCACCUGAGGCUGGUGGAGUCAGCCAAUGAAAAGGCUGAGCGGGAGGCCCUGUUGCGGGGGGUGGAGCCAGGACCCCUGGGCCCUGAGGAACGCCCUCCCCCUGCCGCUGAUGCUUCUGAGCCCCGUCUGGCACCAGUGCUCCCUGAGGUGAAGCCCAAGGUAGAGGAGGGUGGGCGCCACCCUUCCCCUUGCCAGUUCACCAUCACCAACCCCAAGGUAGAGCCAGCGCCUGCCACCACUUCCCUAGGCCUGGGACUGAAGCCAGGACAGAGUGUGAUGGGCAGCCGGGACACACGGAUGGGCACAGGGCCCUUUUCCAGCAGUGGGCACACUGGAGCCACAGGAGGACCACCAGCUCACCUGCUGACCCCUAACCCACUGAGUGGCCCAGGAGGAUCCUCUCUGCUGGAGAAGUUUGAAUUAGAGAGUGGAGCCCUGACCUUGCCCGGUGGACAUGCAGCAUCUGGGGAUGAGUUGGACAAGAUGGAGAGUUCUCUGGUCGCCAGUGAGUUACCGCUACUUAUUGAAGAUCUGCUGGAGCAUGAGAAGAAGGAGCUGCAGAAGAAACAGCAGCUCUCAGCACAGCUGCAGCCAGCCCAGCAGCAACAGCAGCAUUCUCUACUGUCCACACCAGGCCCUGCCCCGACCAUGUCUUUGCCACAUGAGGGCUCUUCUUCCACUUUGGCUGGGCCCCAACAACAGCUUGCCCUGGGACUUGGAGGUGCACGACAGCCAGGCUUAGCCCAACCACUGAUGCCCACCCAGCCACCAGCUCAUGCCCUUCAGCAGCGCUUGGCCCCAUCCAUGGCCAUGGUGUCCAACCAAGGGCAUAUGAUGAGUGGGCAGCAUGGGGGGCAGGCAGGCUUGGUGUCCCAGCAGAGUCCACAGCCAGUGCUGGCACAGAAGCCCAUGGGAACCAUUCCACCCUCCAUGUGCAUGAAACCCCAACAGCUGGCGAUGCAGCAGCAGCUGGCUAACAGCUUCUUCCCGGAUACAGACCUGGACAAAUUUGCUGCAGAAGAUAUCAUUGAUCCCAUUGCAAAGGCCAAGAUGGUAGCAUUGAAAGGCAUCAAGAAGGUGAUGGCUCAGGGUAGCAUUGGAGUGGCACCUGGUAUGAACAGGCAGCAAGUGUCCUUGCUAGCCCAGAGGCUCUCAGGGGGGACUGGCAGUGAUCUGCAGAACCACGUAGCAGCUGGGAGUGGCCAGGAGAGGAAUGCUGGUGACCCCUCCCAGGCUCGUCCCAAUCCGCCUACUUUUGCCCAGGGAGUGAUCAAUGAGGCUGACCAGCGGCAGUAUGAAGAGUGGCUGUUCCAUACCCAACAGCUCCUACAGAUGCAGCUGAAGGUACUAGAGGAACAGAUUGGUGUGCACCGCAAAUCCCGGAAGGCUCUGUGUGCCAAACAGCGUACUGCCAAAAAGGCUGGCCGGGAGUUCCCAGAGGCUGAUGCUGAGAAGCUCAAGUUGGUUACGGAGCAGCAGAGCAAGAUCCAGAAACAGUUGGAUCAGGUCCGGAAGCAACAGAAGGAGCACACAAAUCUCAUGGCAGAAUAUCGGAAUAAGCAGCAGCAGCAGCAGCAACAACAGCAGCAGCAGCAGCAGCAGCAACAGCAGCAGCAACAACACUCAGCGGUGCUGGCCCUUAGCCCUUCCCAGAGUCCUCGGCUACUCACCAAGCUCCCUGGUCAGCUGCUCCCUGGCCAUGCGCUACAGCCACCACAGGGACCCCCUGGUGGGCAAGCUGCUGGACUUCGUCUGCCCCCAGGGGGCAUGGCACUACCUGGACAGCCUGGUGGCCCCUUCCUCAACACAACCUUGGCCCAACAACAACAACAACAACAACAUUCUGGCGGGGCUGGAGCCCUGGCUGGCCCCUCAGGGGGCUUUUUUCCUGGCAAUCUUGCUCUUCGAGGCUUGGGACCUGAUUCGAGGCUUUUGCAGGAAAGGCAGCUACAGCUACAGCAGCAACGCAUGCAGCUUGCCCAGAAAUUGCAACAGCAGCAGCAGCAGCAGCAGCACCUCCUAGGGCAGGUGGCAAUCCAGCAGCAACAGCAGCAGGGACCUGGGAUACAGGCAAACCAGGCUCAUGGUCCCAAGCCCCAAGGGCUUCUGCCUUCCAGCGGCCAUCAGGGUCUCUUGGUCCAGCAGCUGUCCCCUCAACCACCUCAGGGGCCCCAGGGCAUGCUGGGCCCUGCCCAGGUGGCAGUGAUGCAGCAGCAGCAACCACACCCUGGAGCUUUGGGCCCUCAGGGUCCUCACAGACAGGUGCUUCUGACGCAGUCCCGGGUGCCAAGUUCGCCUCAGCUGGCACCGCAAAGUCAGGGCCUUAUGGGACAUCGACUUGUCACAGCCCAGCAGCAGCAGCAACAGCAGCACCAACAGCAAGGACCCAUGGCAGGGCUUUCUCAUCUUCAGCAGGGUCUGAUGCCACAUAGUGGGCAGCCCAAGCUUAGCACUCAGCCAAUGGCCUCCUUACAGCAACAGCAGCUACAGCAGCAGCAGCAACAGCAGCUACAGCUACAGCAGCAGCAGCAGCUACAGCAGCUACAACAACAACAGCAGCUACAACAGCAACAGCAGCUUCAACAGCAGCAGCAGCUUCAACAGCAGCAGCAGCUUCAACAGCAGCAGCAGCAGCUACAACAGCAGCAGCUUCAACAGCAGCAGCAGCUACAACAGCAGCAGCAGCUUCAGCAGCAGCAACAGCUACAACAGCAGCAGCAGCUUCAACAGCAGCAGCAGCAGCUUCAACAGCAGCAGCAGCUUCAACAGCAGCAGCAACAGCUACAACAGCAGCAGCAGCUACAACAGCAACAGCAGCAGCUACAACAGCAACAGCAGCUUCAGCAGCAGCAACAGCAGCUUCAGCAGCAGCAACAGCAGCAGAUAGGCCUCUUAAACCAGAGUCGAACUUUACUGUCUCCUCAGCAACAGCAGCAGCAAGUGACUCUUGGUCCUGGAAUGCCAGCCAAGCCUCUGCAACAACACUUUUCUAGCUCCGGAGCCUUGGGCCCAACCCUCCUCUUAACGGGCAAGGAACAAAGCAUUGCAGAGACCACUCUUCCUCCAGAGGCUACUGAGGGGCCCUCCACACAUCAGGGAGGUGUAGCAAUGGGGACUGUACCUGAGGCAGUGCCCACUGAACCAGGGGAAGUAAAGCCCUCACUCUCUGGGGACUCCCAGCUCCUGCUUGUCCAACCCCAGGCCCAGCCUCAGCCCAACUCUGUGCCACUGCAGCCACCUCUGAGGCUCCAAGGACAGCAGCAGCAGCAAGUUAACUUGCUCCACACAGCAGGUGUGGGCAGCCAUGGGCAAUCAAACAGUGGAUCAUCUUCAGAGGCCUCUUCUGUGCCACACCUGCUGGCCCAAUCCUCUGUUUCCUUAGGGGAGCAGCCUGGGCCCAUAACUCAGAACCUUCUGGGCUCCCAACAGCACCAUGGACUAGAGCGGCCCUUGCAAAAUAAUGCAGGGCCACAGUCUGCCAAACCAGGAUCUGUUCCCCAGUCUGGGCAGGGCCUGCCUGGGGCUGGAGUCAUGCCUACAGUGGGUCAGUUUCGAGCACAGCUCCAAGGAGUUUUGGCCAAAAACCCACAGUUGCGGCACUUGAGCCCUCAGCAGCAGCAGCAGCUGCAGACACUCCUCAUGCAGCGGCAGCUACAGCAGAGUCAGUCCAUACGCCAGGCCCCACCCUAUCAGGAACCUGGGACCCAGCCCUCUCCCCUCCAGGGUCUCCUAGGCCGCCAGCCCCAACUUGGGGGCUUCCCUGGAUCCCAGACUGGACCUAUCCAGGAGCUAGGGGCAGGGCUUCGACCUCAGGGCCCACCCCGGCUCCCUGCCCCACAAGGAGCCUUAUCAACUGGACCAGUCCUUGGUCCUGUUCAUCCCACACCUCCACCAUCUAGCCCACAAGAGCCAAAGAGACCUUCACAAUUACCAUCCCCUAGUUCCCAGCUCCCCUCUGAGGCCCAGCUCCCUCCCACACAGCCAGGGACUCCCAAACCCCAAGGGCUGCCCUUGGAGUUACCUCCUGGGAAGAUCUCACCUGCUGCUGCCCAGCUUGCAGAUACCUUAUUUGGCAAGGGGCUGGGACCUUGGGAUCCCCCAGACAACCCAGCAGAAGCCCAGAAGCCGGAACAGAGCAGCCUGGUACCUGGGCAUCCAGAGCAGGUGAAUGGGCAGGCGGUGCCCGAACCAUCCUAUCUCAGCAUCAAGCAGGAGCCUCGGGAAGAGCCAUGUGCCCUGGGAACACAGGUGGUGAAGAGGGAGGCAAAUGGGGAGCCAAUAGGGACACCAGGUACCGGCAACCACCUCCUGCUGGCAGGCCCCCGCUCAGAGGCCGGGCAUCUGCUCUUGCAGAAGCUUCUACGUGCAAAGAAUGUGCAACUCAGCACUGGGCGGGGGCCCGAGGGGCUGCGAACAGAGAUCAACGGGCACAUUGACAGCAAGUUGGCUGGGCUGGAGCAGAAACUACAGGGUACCCCCAGCAAUAAGGAGGAUACAGCAGCCAGGAAACCUUUGACACCGAAGCCCAAGCGGGUACAGAAGGCAAGCGACAGGCUGGUGAGCUCCCGAAAGAAGCUGCGGAAGGAGGACGGGGUCAGGGCCAGCGAGGCCUUGCUGAAACAGCUAAAACAGGAGCUGUCCCUGCUGCCCCUAACGGAGCCUACCAUCACCGCCAAUUUUAGCCUCUUUGCUCCCUUUGGCAGUACCUGCCCAAUCAGUGGGCAGUGCCAGCUGAGGGGGACCUUUGGAAGUGGGGCACUGCCCACUGGCCCUGACUACUAUUCCCAGCUGCUUACCAAGAAUAACCUGAGUAACCCGCCGACACCACCCUCGUCGCUGCCCCCCACCCCACCCCCAUCGGUGCAGCAGAAGAUGGUGAAUGGCGUCACUCCAUCUGAAGAGCUGGGGGAGCACCCCAAGGAUGCUGCCUCUGCCCGGGAUACUGAAGGAACAUUGAGGGAUACUUCAGAGGUGAAGAGUCUAGAUCUGCUGGCCGCCUUGCCUACACCCCCUCACAAUCAGACUGAGGAUGUCAGGAUGGAGAGUGAUGAGGACAGUGAUUCUCCUGACAGCAUUGUGCCAGCUUCAUCCCCCGAGAGCAUCCUGGGGGAGGAGGCACCUCGUUUCCCUCAGCUGGGCUCAGGCCAGUGGGAGCAGGAAGACCGGGCUCUUUCCCCUGUCAUCCCCAUCAUUCCUCGGGCCAGCAUUCCAGUCUUCCCAGAUACCAAACCUUACGGGGCUCUAGACCUGGAGGUCCCUGGAAAGCUGCCUGCCACAACUUGGGAAAAGGGCAAAGGAAGUGAGGUGUCGGUCAUGCUGACAGUCUCUGCUGCUGCAGCCAAGAACCUGAAUGGUGUGAUGGUGGCAGUGGCAGAGCUGUUAAGCAUGAAGAUCCCCAACUCCUAUGAGGUGCUGUUCCCCGAGAGCCCUGCCCGGGCAGGCAUUGAGCCUAAGAAGGGGGAAGCUGAGGGCCCUGGUGGGAAAGAAAAAGGUCUGGGAGGCAAGAGCCCAGAAGCUGGCCCUGACUGGCUGAAGCAAUUUGAUGCCAUGUUGCCUGGCUAUACUCUCAAGAGCCAGCUAGACAUCUUGAGCCUCCUGAAACAGGAGAGCCCUAUCCCAGAGCCACCCACCCAACACAGCUACACCUACAAUGUCUCCAAUCUGGACGUUCGACAGCUCUCUGCCCCACCUCCUGAAGAACCCUCCCCACCCCCAUCCCCCUUGGCACCCUCUCCUGCCAGCCCCCCUGCUGAACCCCUAGUCGAGCUCCCAGCUGAACCCUCAGUUGAGCCACCUGUCCCAUCGCCUCUGCCCCUGGCCUCCUCCCCUGAGUCCACCCGGCCCAAGCCCCGAGCCCGGCCCCCUGAUGAAGGUGAAGAUUGCCGGCCCCCUCGGCUCAAGAAGUGGAAAGGGGUGCGCUGGAAGCGUCUGCGGCUGCUCCUGACCAUCCAGAAGGGCAGUGGGCAGCAGGAGGAUGAGCGGGAAGUGGCAGAGUUUAUGGAACAACUUGGCACAGCCCUGCGACCUGACAAGGUGCCUCGAGACAUGCGGCGCUGCUGCUUCUGUCACGAGGAGGGUGAUGGGGCCACCGAUGGGCCUGCCCGUUUGCUGAACCUGGACCUGGACCUGUGGGUGCACCUCAACUGUGCCCUGUGGUCCACAGAGGUCUAUGAGACCCAGGGUGGGGCGCUGAUGAAUGUGGAAGUGGCCCUCCACCGAGGACUGCUAACCAAGUGCUCCUUGUGCCAGCGCACCGGUGCCACCAGCAGCUGCAAUCGCAUGCGUUGUCCCAACGUCUACCAUUUUGCCUGCGCCAUCCGCGCCAAGUGCAUGUUCUUCAAGGACAAGACCAUGCUGUGUCCAAUGCAUAAGAUCAAAGGGCCCUGUGAGCAAGAGCUGAGCUCUUUUGCUGUCUUCCGGCGGGUCUACAUUGAGCGGGAUGAGGUGAAGCAAAUCGCUAGCAUCAUCCAGCGGGGAGAGCGGCUGCACAUGUUUCGGGUAGGGGGCCUUGUGUUCCAUGCCAUUGGACAGCUGCUCCCUCAUCAGAUGGCCGACUUCCACAGUGCCACUGCCCUUUAUCCCGUUGGCUACGAAGCCACACGCAUCUACUGGAGCCUUCGCACCAACAACCGCCGCUGCUGCUACCGCUGCUCUAUUGGUGAGAACAACGGUCGGCCGGAGUUCAUAAUCAAAGUCAUGGAGCAGGGCCUGGAGGACCUGGUCUUCACUGACGCCUCUCCCCAGGCUGUGUGGAAUCGCAUCAUUGAGCCUGUGGCUGCCAUGAGAAAAGAGGCCGACAUGCUGAGGCUCUUCCCUGAGUACCUGAAAGGCGAGGAACUCUUUGGGCUGACGGUGCAUGCUGUGUUGCGCAUAGCUGAAUCACUGCCUGGAGUGGAGAGCUGUCAAAACUAUUUAUUCCGCUAUGGACGCCACCCCCUAAUGGAGCUACCACUCAUGAUCAACCCCACUGGUUGUGCCCGAUCAGAGCCUAAAAUCCUCACACACUACAAACGGCCCCACACCCUGAACAGCACCAGCAUGUCCAAGGCAUAUCAGAGCACCUUCACAGGCGAGACUAACACCCCGUACAGCAAGCAGUUUGUGCACUCCAAGUCAUCUCAAUAUCGGCGGCUGCGCACUGAGUGGAAGAACAAUGUGUAUCUGGCUCGCUCCCGCAUCCAGGGCCUGGGGCUUUACGCAGCCAAGGACCUAGAAAAGCACACAAUGGUCAUUGAGUACAUUGGCACCAUCAUUCGCAACGAGGUGGCCAACCGGCGGGAAAAAAUCUAUGAGGAGCAGAAUCGAGGCAUCUACAUGUUCCGGAUAAAUAAUGAACAUGUGAUUGAUGCCACGUUGACCGGAGGCCCUGCCAGGUACAUUAACCAUUCCUGUGCCCCUAACUGUGUGGCGGAAGUUGUGACAUUUGACAAAGAGGAUAAAAUCAUCAUCAUCUCCAGCCGGCGAAUCCCCAAAGGAGAGGAGCUGACCUAUGACUAUCAGUUUGACUUUGAGGACGAUCAGCACAAGAUCCCCUGCCACUGUGGAGCCUGGAAUUGUCGGAAAUGGAUGAAUUAAAAAGCUUUGAGGCUACCAGGCAGGGGAGUCCCUCCACCCCCAACCUCUUCCCUGAAAGGGAUGAGAGGGAAGAGAGGUAGCGGCCAGAGCCAGGACCCAGGGCUGGGGCUGCCGGCUGACCGGAGCCCCUGGAGCAGGAGGCUGGGGCAGAGGGCCCUAGGCCAAGCCCACCCUGGGCACCAGGGAUAACCCUCUUCCCUGCCAUCGGCCCCCAGGCUUGCAUCUCUGCCCCAGCUCCAGGAGGAGCCAGACAGAAGCAGCCAUUGGGCAUCUCAGGUUUGAGGGGGAUAUGGGCCGGGAACUACCCAGAAGCAUCUGGGAGGCAGCAGGGAGCGGGGAGGAGGACGUGUGGCCGGGCCUCACAGCCCUGCUGCUCCCACUGACCUCUUCGGCCCAACUCAAGGCUGCAAAGAGACUUGACUAAGCUUGACAAUCCCAAAGGCCGGGUCUCACACCUGGCCCUGCCUGCCGGGUCCUGCCCCCCCCCCUCACCCCCAUCCCCUUCCCUCUCAAUCUGUCUCUGUCUCCCUCGUAUCCUCUGUGUUUCUCUCUAUGGGUUUUGUUUCCUUGUUUUCCACUCUGACAAAUGCAACAUGAAUGGGAAAGAGGCGCCCAGCUGCCCAGAAGGGCAAGCCAGGCAAGCCGGGCAAGGAGACCCCACACCCACACCUACCUCAUUUAAGUGUUGGAUUUUUUGCUGUUUUGAAAUGUGAGACCCUCUCCAAGCCCCCUACUGCCCCAACUCUCUCCCCCACCUCACUGCCCUCUUCUGAGUGGGUGGAAGGGGGGUAGGAGGAGGAAGAAAACAACAACAACAAAAAAUCCAUCUUUGUUUUUAAUUCUGGGCAUGGGAUGGCGGCUGAGGCUAAUGAUGAUGAAGAUGGGGGAUGACUGGCCCUUAGUUGCUCUAGGACUUCCUUCUCCAUCUGGACAUGGGGGUAGGAGGGAUGUGCUAAACCUAGGUCCAGGAUAUUUCCCUCCUGUUUUCCCAACCCCAUCAUGAGCCCAUUUGCCCUCCAGCCCCUGGAUGGGGUGGGUGGGUGAUGGAGGUGAGGGCUAUCCCUGAGUGGCAUGCCCAUACCCAGUGAGGCGGGGUGUGGCCCAGAGCUCCCACUUUCCCUCAGUCACCAAACUGCUGCUGGUCUGGUGGGAAGAGGUGGUGAUGUGGGGGUGGGGAGCUUAGUGUCAGCGCGGGGAGGGUGGGGGGUAUUUAUCUAUUUAUACAUGGGAUUGUACAUAGUCUUGUGGGGCAUGGGGGAGCCGGCUGGAGGUGAGAACCCUCCCCUCUCCCCCCACCCUCGGGGAGAGCAAAUGUAAAACUACUAAUUUUUGUGCUUUAUAUAUUCUAUAUAAAUAUAUCUAUUUUCUUUUUACAAAACCAGUUUAUAAAUGGUAGGGGGGUGUGGGGCGGAUACAUGGAGCUCCCCUUGUGGGGGGGCCCCCUCCAUUACCCAACCUACCGCCCUUUUCCUCACCCCCUCCUCCCCACCCCCUGGCUGUGACUGCUGUAAGAUGGGGGUAUAGAGGCUGGGCAAUUCCCACCCCCUAUUGUAUAGUUGGACUAUUAUAACGCACAAAAGUGAGCUGGCCCCAGGGGGAGCCAGAGGGUGAUGGGUUCCCUGCCUCCCUUUCCUUCCCCUUUCUGCCCAAGCUUGUGCUGCAGUUGAACCUCUUCCUGGGGUAGGGGUAGAUCAGGGGGUGGGUGAAGCCCCACACCCCUGUGUGGUAGGGAGCCAUGGGGAUGAAGAUGAAGCUUAUGUGCAGUUCUCUCCUAGGGGCUGUGGGCAAAGGGCAUUUUGUAAUUAAUAUUUUCAAGAAUCAAAUGUAUGGAGUGUAGGGAUGGGCUUGGUGGUUGGUGGUGGAUGGGUGGGCCUGCUGGAAGGGGAGCACAGUCGCUGUUGUGAUUUUAGGUUUGUUUUUGUUUGUUUUUGAAUCGGGGAUUGUGGAUUGAUGGGGGUAGGGAGAUUUUUUUUUUUUUAAGCUGCUUCCUCAACUGUUUCAAGCUGCAAAUGUUUAAGAGAAUAACAUCCCUCCACCCUCACAGAAACCACUGUAAUUAAAUCAGACAGUGGGGAGACUGGGCUGCUGCUCCCAAAGCCAUCGGAUGUCCCUUUUCCAAGAGCAAAAGGUCUAGGCUACAGGGAUGGGGAGAUUGGCUCUUGUGAGUCAGGCUCUGGUUGGGGCCUGGGCCCUGGGAUUGGGAAAAGGGGAUGGGGCAGACUUUGUAAGCAUAUGCUAGGUAUCCGAUAGUCCUGUAGAAUUUAGUAAAGAAACCUUAUACAGUUUUUAAUUUUUAUAUAAACUAACUCAGACCCAAGUUACAAGGUUGGAAUUUUGGUUGUUGGUGUUUUUUUUUUGUUUUGUUUUUUUAAGUACCCCGCCUGUAUAAUUGCAUCAGAAUUCCCUCCUCCUCCCUCCCCCGUGUUUGUAUUUUGGGUUGGUUUACACUUGCACAUAUUCAAUUUUCAGUUUUUCCCCUUUACAGUCUUCUCCCCUCACCUCCAGGACCCUCCCCCUUUUAAAAAAAAAUAAAUCGCUGACAAGUGUGAAUCCCGUGAAGACUUUAUUUUGUGUUGUGUGUAUCCUGUACAGCAAGGUUGGUCUUUCGUAACAGCGGAUGAAAUGAUUCCCUUUUAAAGUGCCCGCCCUCCACCCCCAGCGCCCCUGUCCUUGGCAUGUUUUGUAUCAGCGAUCAUUCUGAACUGUACAUAAUUUAUGUUGCAAGAGGCAAAGGGCAAGUUUUGGAUUUUGCUUCUUCCAAGUUUGUUUUUAAACGACAAAUAAAAAGAGAACAUUUUAAAUA
Molecule: messenger RNA, 20463 nt
Organism: Pipistrellus kuhlii (Kuhl's pipistrelle)
Lineage: Eukaryota; Metazoa; Chordata; Mammalia; Chiroptera; Vespertilionidae
Gene: KMT2D
Product: lysine methyltransferase 2D
Exons: 55
Coding region: 207-17660 (5817 amino acids)
Biological process (GO): positive regulation of transcription by RNA polymerase II
Cellular component (GO): nucleus; MLL3/4 complex
Molecular function (GO): histone binding; transcription coactivator activity; histone H3K4 methyltransferase activity
Source: RefSeq, a predicted model, not a curated record